Procambarus clarkii (red swamp crayfish) is the source of this 1122-nucleotide messenger RNA. NCBI's taxonomy places the organism in Eukaryota, Metazoa, Arthropoda, Malacostraca, Decapoda, Cambaridae. The record is from RefSeq and is a predicted model, not a curated record.
AUGGGUGACCGCGGCGUCUUCGUCGGGAUGUGGAUGAACGGACACACAGUGCGCACGAUAGCUCAAGACACAGGCAGCAGCUUGACCACGGUUUUUGUUGAUAAAGGCUCUGACCUUAGCCAGUCUGUUGUUGAUAAAGGCUCUGACCUUAGCCAGGUUGUUGUUGAUAAAGGAUCUGACCUUAGCCAGUCUGUUAUUGAUAAAGGCUCUGACCUUAGUAAAUCUGUUGUUGAUAAAGGCUCUGACCUUAGCCAAUCUGUUGUUGAUAAUGGCUCUGACCUUAGCCAGUCAGUUGUUGAUAAUGGCUCUGACCUUAGCCAGUCAGUUGUUGAUAAUGGCUCUGACCUUAGCCAGUCAGUUGUUGAUAAAGGCUCUGACCUUAGCCAGUCUGUUGUUGAUAAUGAAUCUGACCUUAGCCAGGUUUUUGUUGAUAAAGGCUCUGACCUUAGCCAGUCUGUUGUUGAUAAAGGCUCUGACCUUAGCCAGGUUGUUGUUGAUAAAGGAUCUGACCUUAGCCAGUCUGUUGUUGAUAAAGGCUCUGACCUUAGGAAAUCUGUUGUUGAUAAAGGCUCUGACCUUAGCCAGUCAGUUGUUGAUAAUGGCUCUGACCUUAGCCAGUCAGUUGUUGAUAAAGGCUCUGACCUUAGCCAGUCUGUUGUUGAUAAUGGAUCUGACCUUAGCCAGGUUUUUAUUGAUAAAGGCUCUGACCUUAGCCAGUCUGUUGUUGAUAAAGGCUCUGACCUUAGCCAGGUUGUUGUUGAUAAAGGAUCUGACCUUAGCCAGUCUGUUGUUGAUAAAGGCUCUGACCUUAGUAAAUCUGUUGUUGAUAAAGGCUCUGACCUUAGCCAGUCAGUUGUUGAUAAUGGCUCUGACCUUAGCCAGUCUGUUGUUGAUAAUGGCUCUGACCUUAGCCAGUCAGUUGUUGAUAAUGGCUCUGACCUUAGCCAGUCAGUUAUUGAUAAUGGCUCUGACCUUAGCCAGUCUGUUGUUGAUAAUGGCUCUGACCUUAGCCAGUCUGUUGUUGAUAAUGGCUCUGACCUUAGCCAGUCUGUUGUUGAUAAUGGCUCUGACCUUAGCCAGUCUGUUGUUGAUAAUGGCUCUGAUCAGCCGAAAACAUUUUAA